CUCACUCACACACAGAAAAAGACAGAAAGACAGAAGCAACUCUCGCGGCUGCAGAGAAAUUCAUUCAUCUCAUUGAACUUUAUUAAUUGCGUUGGCCCAGGCACAGACAUCUAGUUAUUUCAUUCGAUCGGGUCGCAGAGUGACCCACUGGUGUGGCAUUUGUUUUGAUUCUGACAUCCCGUGCGUGUCGUGUACCCCCCACCAUAAAUAUGUGAAUUUUAGUGGAAAUUUUGUGUGACGCGGCCAUAUUUGACGAAGUUUUGUGUUUGGAUGUGGAUGUGGGGCGAGCUGCGGAAAUUAUAUAAAAAUUGAGCGCAGCAUAACCCUAGAGAUCUACCACACACGAAAUGAUGGACCGCAAGAAAGCCUUGGAACUGGACAAGAUCUGCCGUCUGUGCAUCUCGGAGCGCAAGGAGAUGCGCCCGCUGUUCAGCGAGAAGGUGCCCGAGAUGCUGAUGGACAUCACCAACGUGCAUGUGGAGCCCACCGAGGGCUGGCCGGACAAGAUCUGCGUGCAGUGCGUCCACGCCGUCAGCCGGAAUCAUGCCUUCAAGACGCUCGUCGAGCGCAGCGACAAGGAGCUGCGCGAGUACAUCAAUGGCCUGACCGUCCGCCUCGUAGCGGAGGAGCAGACGGCGGCGGCCAAACAGCAGGCGCUAGAGCGCAAACAGCAAAAGCAGUUCCAAAAGCAGCAGCGGCUCCUCGAGGAGCAGAUGCAACAGCAGCAGCACCAGCAACAGAUCCUCCAGCAGCAGCACCAACAACAGCCUGCCCCGGCGGCCAAGCCCAAGCUAAAGCCUUUGCUGAGAAAAGGAUCGCGGCAGCACAAGCAGCGGCAUCUGGAGGCUGCCCCAGCCCCACAGCCAGCCCAGCCCCCUCCGCCGCAGCAGCAGCAGCAGGUGCAGCUCCUGCCGGAACCUACGCAACAGCAGCAACAACCGCAGACCCUGCAGCAACAGAUCCAGCAGCUGCAGCUGCCCACCCUUCAGCCCGCUCCCGCCCAGCUCCUGUCCACGGCCGCUGCCACUACGACGCUGCCGCAGCAGAUCCUGCUGCCCAACGGCCAGUUCAUCACGACGGCCCAGAUCGUAGCUCCGCAGCUGGCGCAGAUUAUCAGUACGGCGCCGCAGGCUACGGCAAACGGGGCAGCCACCGCCGGCCAGUCCCAGUUCCUUCCCCAACUCUUGCAGACGCCGGGCGGGCAGACGCUACAGAUUGUCCAGCAGCCCAACGGCACACAAACCCUGCAACUGGUUCAACUGGUGCCCCAGAGGACGCUGGCGCCCACCGGAGUGUCGGCAGUUACUACAACCACGACGACAUCAGCCACGGACAUGGGACACGGCCACCAUGGCGGCGUUUCUCUCGCGGAUGCGGAUGUCCAACUGCUGGAGGAUGGCUGCGAGGUGGAGGACGAGGACUUGGACGAGGUGUAUGAUCAGCUGGACAGCAAAGGGGACCACAGCUUCGAGACCAUUGUGCUAGACGAUGACCAGCAGCAGGAUUUCCUAAAGGACCACCAUCAGCAGCAGCAACAGCAUCAUCACCACCAGGUGCUGAUCGACGAGGAUCUCACGCAGAGCGAGAGCCAGGAACACGAGUACUUUGACGACUUGGAGGACCACCAAGAGGCGAUGGACGAUGUGGAUGGCGACAUGGAGGAGCAGCUGAAACAUGAGGAGGAGGAGGAGUUCAUCAUCGAGGAAAUCCAGCUGGAGGACGACGAAAUGCUAGAGGAUCCCGAUGCAGAGGCCAUCAGCCCCUCGGACUGCGAAUACAUCACGGACGACCACCAACCGCAUCUGUCCGGCGACGUGGACGACGUGGAUGACGUGGACGAUGCCGACCUGCAAUACGCCAUUAUGGAGCCGCCGGACGGCGAUACGAGUGCCGAGAUAGACCAGGCCUUCCUUGAGCAUGAGCAGGCACAGGCGCACCAUCAGCAGCAGGAAGAGCUGCAGAGCAUAUCGCUGGAGAACGCGGUGGUGGAGUUUAGCCAGGCGACGGCGGACGCCAUGGGGCCGCCCACCCUGAGCGUUAGCUCGCCGAGUCCCACGCCCAAGCGGGCCAAGCGCGCUCACCAAGCAGCUACAUCAGCCGCCUCCGCUGGAGUCACCCUCGAGCCCUGUGACCAUCAGCCACCCACAACUGGACAUUCGACCAUUAGCAGUAAGCUGGCGGCAGCCAAUUCCCGUCAACUGGUGCAGACGGCGAGUGUUAUUGCCGCCGCUGGAGCGGAUGACAACUACGAGAUCGACGCCAAUCUGGUAACGGAGUUCAUACGACAGCACACAUCGCCGCUGGGGUCGGGCAGGUACGUGUGCCACCUGUGCAGCACCGAGUUCCGGCAGUUCAAGGGCCUGCAGAACCACAUGCAUUCGCACACCAACUGGAUUCGCGCCAACUGCAAGAAGCAGCCGCAGUGCGAGAUCUGCCUGAAAAGCUUCAAGGGCCCCGGCAUGCUGCGCAUGCACAUGAAGACGCACGACGCCGAGUCGAGCACGCCAGUCUGCACCAUCUGCAAUCGCACGUUCAAGUCGAAGGCGAUUCUGUACAGGCACCGGCAGACGCACCAGCAGCGAGCCUACUGCUGCGGCGUGGCCAACUGCCGGAAGAACUUCUCGUCGGCGGCGAACCUUAAGUGGCAUGUGGAGCGCAAGCAUCCAGAGGUGGUGGAGCCACUGUUCAAGUGCGGCGAGUGUGGAUCCUUGUACGAGAGCGUCGAUGCCCUGCAAAUGCACGUGGAGACGACGGAUCACACGACGGACGUGCAGGUGGUGGGCGCCGGGCAGCCGGACGACGAUGGCUUCAGCGGUGCGGUGAGCAUCGUGAGCAAUGGCACCGACAUGACCAGUCUAAUGGCUGGCCAGGGUAGUACGACUCUAACGGGAGCCACUGGCUCCGCCGGCGACACACAUGCCGUGGUGGUGGGCUCCUCCGGGGAGGUGUACUUUGUGACGCAGGCGUAGCCAGCGGAGUACGCCGGAGCAGUGGCUCCCGGCGAGUGCCUGCUCGGCAUCUAGAUGACCACUUAGCUGUAAUAUAUAUACAUAUAUAUAUUUUUGUACUAGCAAUUAGCACAACUUCACAAACAAAAUAUUGCAAUCCUAGAUUUUUGUCGUAGAUCUUGUCUAGUAAGUAGCUCGUCUAGGCUAAGAUUCACUCGAAUUUUGUAAGCAAAUAUGCGAAACCUUGGGUAGAGGGCCGUUCAGAUCAGGAGGAUCUAGGGAUCCCUCGACGCGAACGCCUAGCUAAUGAAUGUAUAAAAUCCUGCGGGGACUGUGUGCCAGUUUUUUGUUUUUAUUAUUUUAUUAUUAUUUUUCAAGGAGUGCCCACAAACAAUUUGUACUCCUUUGAAGUCUCUUUGAAAAGAAGGUUUCUAAAAGCAGGAGAUACAUUAUCUUGUGUAACAUUCUAGGACUUAUGAAUUACCUUGCCUGCUUUUGGAUCCCAAUUUUUAUGUUUUUCGUUUGAAGAAAAACCAUUUUCGUGGGCACGUCUCCUUUUUUAGCGGGAAAUUACCAGACUGGCAUAUAUUUUAGGCUAAAACUAUAAACGUAUUUCGGCUUUCGGUUAUAAUUGUUGGGCUUUGAAAACUUGUAAAAUAAGUGGAAGAAAACUGUUUUAACUGCAAACAAAAUAAAUUAACAAAACCUCUUAUAAAAUCCACAAAAUGACUUUCUCUGUGCAU
Messenger RNA from Drosophila kikkawai, 3691 nucleotides. RefSeq lists its product as uncharacterized. Lineage: Eukaryota; Metazoa; Arthropoda; Insecta; Diptera; Drosophilidae. Gene Ontology annotation, biological process: regulation of transcription by RNA polymerase II. Gene Ontology annotation, cellular component: nucleus. Gene Ontology annotation, molecular function: zinc ion binding; DNA-binding transcription factor activity, RNA polymerase II-specific. The record is from RefSeq and is a predicted model, not a curated record.